Molecule: messenger RNA, 471 nt
Organism: Drosophila arizonae
Lineage: Eukaryota; Metazoa; Arthropoda; Insecta; Diptera; Drosophilidae
Source: RefSeq, a predicted model, not a curated record
AUGGUGAAUAUUGCCUACAAGAGUAUAGUAAAGAACAGCAAUUAUCCCAGAAAGUGUCCUUUGCCCAAGGGCUUGUACUUCUACCGCAACAUUAACCAGCGUGAUCAUUUGAUUGUGACUUGGGAUUCUUUCAAUUGUAACGUAAAUCGCGAUGUUAUUGGCUCCUACAGAUGCUUCAUUGUUGACCCGGAGAGAACUCUGCUAACGGCCGAAUUUGACUAUGGUCGAGCAUUUCCACAUAUUAAUAUUACCCUAGCACUCUAUAUUGGACGAGGAAAGUCAAAGACAUUUCGCAAGACUUUAAUUUUACAAGACCUCUACUAUUUUCGCAACAUAAACGUAUCGGAACAUAUUCCGCCUUUUCUCCCAGCUCUUUCUUUUAAGGCAGAAAUGAAUUUUGUUUCGAUCAAUAUAAAAAUGAUAACUGUUUCGGUUACUGGAAAUUUUACACGAAAACAAACCAAUAAAUGA